AUGGUAACACCGAACAAGUGCAUUCCGAACUUAGUGAUACUCCUUCUGCUGGAGGUAGCAACGCUCCUUUCCGCCCAAAUCGUCCCCAACUGUGACAGUGCGCUCGGUUGUCUGGCUUCCCCCACUCAGACUGCCUGCACCAACCCGGACGAAUUCUGGUCACCGAAGGCCACACACGGCGGUUGCUGUCCGGGAUGCGUCCAAGGACUCCCCUUGGGUGCAGUAUGCAACGAACCGUCCACCACCACCGUAAGUCCGGAAAGUGCACCGACUCUUCCCUGCGCUCCGGGUCUCGUGUGCGGUCUCGGUAACGUUUGCCGCCUGAAUACGGAGGACUGUUUAUCGACGUACCACGUCGCGACUGAUACCAUCGACUGGGUGCCGCAGUGCGAUAGCCGGGGCCAGUACGCACCCAAACAAUGCCGUGGCGAUCGGCUCAAUGGACGCUGCUUCUGCUACUCGGCCGAGGGCAAGCGCAUUUUCGGCUUCAGUUGGCGCAAUCAGGCCCAGAACAUGACCUGCGCUUGCAGUCGACGACGUGCCGAUCUGGAGGCCGAAGGCCGGAUCGACGUUACGUUACACUGCACAUCGGAUGGUAACUACGAGGAACUGCAGUGCGACCAGGGGGUAUGCUGGUGCGCGGAACCUCAAACCGGCUCGCAACAACCGGGUACUCGAGCCGUCCCGGAGGACCUCUGGACGUUGCUGCCUUGCUAUAACGAAACCCUCCACGGGGUGCAGUAUCUGAGGCGUUGCGAAAGUAUCGCCUUCUCGCAGAUACUUCAGCGCAGGCAAUUCAUCAUCCACGGUCACACCGGUGUAACGUUCACCAACGUCAUCUGCAACUACGAUGGAAGUCACGGUCGAUACGUCAUCGAAGGGCAGGAAGCGGCUUGCACCUGGCGUGAUGGAACAAAGAUCGAUCAGUACAAAACGUCCCUUCGCACAUUGAGCUCGAUGAACUGCAAUUGUGCAUAUGAUGAAAGGCUGUACGCCACGGUCGGGCGAUCACUGGAGCUGGCCUGUGAGGAAAACGGCAACUACAUGCCCCUGCAGUCGCGCAACGGAGAGCUGUUCUGCGUCGAUCCGGACGGGUUUAUUGUGGCACAAAACGUCCCCGCCGAUCAGGUGAAUUGCAAUCAUUACAUUUUUGGGGCAAACGUGUAAGGAAGAGGAAAACGGUGGGUCAAUAAAUUGCUUCGUGAACGCUACACA
Molecule: messenger RNA, 1215 nt
Organism: Anopheles coustani
Lineage: Eukaryota; Metazoa; Arthropoda; Insecta; Diptera; Culicidae
Product: thyroglobulin-like
Exons: 6
Coding region: 1-1167 (388 amino acids)
Biological process (GO): cell-matrix adhesion
Cellular component (GO): basement membrane
Source: RefSeq, a predicted model, not a curated record